Messenger RNA from Synchiropus splendidus (mandarinfish), 3487 nucleotides. It is a transcript of the gene mark3a, whose product is annotated as MAP/microtubule affinity-regulating kinase 3a. Gene Ontology annotation, molecular function: ATP binding; protein serine/threonine kinase activity. The transcript has 19 exons. The record is from RefSeq and is a predicted model, not a curated record. Gene Ontology annotation, cellular component: plasma membrane; cytoplasm. Gene Ontology annotation, biological process: intracellular signal transduction; protein phosphorylation. Bases 531 to 2987 code for a protein of 818 amino acids. NCBI's taxonomy places the organism in Eukaryota, Metazoa, Chordata, Actinopteri, Syngnathiformes, Callionymidae.
GCUGAGUAGCCAUUUUGGUCCCACCUAAAAGAGACGGACCUGCUCCAGUUUGGGCCGCCGGAGAUGGAAGAAACCGAACCGACGGCGAGUAUCUCACACAGAAAGCUCUUUUGAAACCCUUGUGGAUACACGUUUGGGUCGCUUUUCACGCCAUGGCCCGUUGUUAAACUGACGGCAGUUGAAAAUAAACCUGUGCUGUUUUUUUUUUUGGAAGUGACGACCGACAUUGCCUAGUUAAGUUAGCUUCACUAACUCAAAACCACUCAGGCCGUGCUCUGUCGGACUUCAACUCAGGACCCAUGUACGAGCCAUGCAAAUUUACGGUAUAAGGUCAUUCACGUCUCGGCAUUGGUGAGUUUUUUUUUUCUGGGGCUCUGGUACGUCCGGAUUGAAGAGUGUCACGAUCCAUGCCGAGACCGUUUCCUCUGAGAAAGCUGCAAAGCCACAACUUCAUUGUUGGACUGCCAGAUUGAUAUCGGCCGGUUCGUUUGGAACACUUUGGGGUGACUGAAUCCAGAGGAAACCUUACAAUGUCAACAAAAAACCAUUUGCCCACUGUCAACGAGAAGACGACAGAAAGUCACACGUCUCACAGCAAUGGCCGGCAGGAGAUCAGCACGCGGUCAUCGCGCUCUGGCGUCCGCACCCGCAGCUCAGAAGAACCACAGCAGCCGCACGUCGGUAACUACCGGCUGCUCAAAACCAUCGGCAAGGGAAACUUCGCCAAGGUCAAACUGGCAAGGCAUAUCCUCACUGGCAGAGAGGUGGCAAUUAAGAUAAUAGACAAGACGCAGCUGAACCCAAACAGCCUUCAGAAGCUCUUCAGAGAAGUAAGAAUAAUGAAGAUCCUGAACCAUCCAAAUAUAGUCAAGCUCUUUGAAGUGAUCGAGACGGAGAGGACACUCUACCUGGUGAUGGAGUACGCCAGCGGGGGAGAGGUCUUCGACUACCUGGUUGCACAUGGAAGAAUGAAGGAAAAAGAGGCCAGAGCUAAAUUUAGACAGAUUGUAUCAGCAGUGCAGUACUGCCAUCAGAAGCACAUUGUUCACAGAGACCUCAAGGCGGAGAACCUGCUCCUUGAUGCGGACAUGAACAUAAAAAUAGCUGAUUUCGGCUUCAGUAACGAGUUUACGCUGGGUAACAAGUUGGACACGUUUUGCGGGUCACCUCCCUACGCAGCGCCGGAACUCUUCCAAGGGAAGAAAUAUGAUGGCCCUGAGGUAGACGUCUGGAGCCUGGGGGUCAUCCUGUACACGCUGGUCAGUGGGUCGCUGCCCUUUGAUGGACAGAACCUCAAGGAGCUGCGAGAGCGAGUGCUGAGAGGAAAAUACCGCAUCCCAUUCUACAUGUCCACAGACUGCGAGAACCUCCUGAAACGCUUCCUGGUGCUCAACCCUUCCAAGCGGGGUACUCUCGAGGUGAGGGAGGAAGCAGAAAAUCAAAUCAUGAAGGACAGAUGGAUCAACGCAGGAUUUGAAGAAGAUGAGCUCAAGCCUUAUGUUGAACCGGAGAUGGACAUUACUGAUCAGAAGAGAAUAGACGUGAUGGUGGGAAUGGGCUACAACCUGGAUGAGAUCCAGGAGUCUCUGGCCAAGAUGAAGUACGAUGAGAUCACAGCCACCUACCUGCUUCUGGGCCGAAAGGCUUCCGAGUUGGAGCCUGGUGACUCGGCCUCAAGCAGCAAUGCAUCGCUGGCCAAACCGAGACCGAACAGUGAGCUGAACGGUCAGUCGCCCUCCCAUCCUAAAGUUCAGCGGAGUGUGUCCUCCAACAACAAACCAAGACGUUAUAGUGAACAAGUAGGUCAGAAUGCUCCAUCGGGUCAUCCAAAGAGAAGUCAAACCACCACAGCAGACAACAAUGUAAAGGAGGAAGGUGGUGUCCAACUCCGCAAGCCCAGCACCCCAGGCAGCCGCGGCGGCGCUCCCUCUAGCCCUCUUCUGGGCAACGCCAACAACCCCAACAAGGCAGACAUCCCUGACCGCAGAAAAGGCGCCACAACUGGCCAAAGUAAUAACACUGCAUCAGCUGGAAUGACCCGGAGGAACACAUAUGUUUGCAGUGAUCGGAACAAUACAGACCGUCUCUCCGUCAUUCCCAACGGGAAGGAGAACAGCAUGACCGAGAUGGCUUGUGCCACUAGCCCCUCCUCCUCUGCCUUUGUCAGCCCGAGGUUCGGUGCCUCGUCCAGUUCGGUGAGGCUGAGGUAUCAAACGGCCAGCCCUUUGUUCGCUGGCCAGGCGGGGUGGGCCACGCUGCCCCACUCCUACUACGCUCUGGACUACUGCACGCCCAACAGUAUCGCCGUGUCGCCCAGUGGCCAGAGGAACCCGGUGGCGUCCACCCACAGCAUCUCCAACACCACCACCCCCGACAGACUACGCUUCCCACGCGGCACCGCCAGCCGCAGCACCUUCCACGGCGGUCAGCUGAGGGACCGGCGCACCGCCACGUACAACGGCCCGCCGGCCUCGCCCACCCUCUCCCACGACGCCACGCCCCUGUCACAAACCCGCAGUCGAGGAACCAGCAACCUUUUCUCCAAACUGACCUCCAAACUGACCCGCAGAAACAUGUCAUUCAGGUUUGCCAAAAGAGUCUCAACCGAGUUUGAGAGAAACGGGAGACUUGAGGGCUCAAGUCGCCAUGUACCUGGGGAUCAGAAAGGGGAAAAUAAAGACGGUAAACCCCGCUCCCUCCGAUUCACUUGGAGUAUGAGGACCACCAGCUCCAUGGAGCCUUGUGACAUCAUGAGGGAGAUUCGCAAGGUGCUCGACGCCAACAACUGCGACUACGAACAACAAGAGAGUUUCCUGCUCCUUUGCGUCCACGGAGACGGCCGGGCCGAGAACAUGGUCCAGUGGGAGAUGGAGGUCUGCAAGUUGCCCCGACUCUCCCUCAACGGUGUCCGCUUCAAGAGGAUAUCUGGAUCAUCUAUCGCUUUCAAAAACAUUGCUUCCAAAGUUGCCAACGAGUUAAAGCUAUGAACAAACUGGUUCAAAAGUACACGUACAUAUAUAUAAAUAUCUAGAAGUAUUUAAGCUGUACAAUCAUCCAAGUAGCAGUUUCCAAAUGUCUCCUUUUUUUAAAAACAAAAUACAGAUGACGUAUUGAAUAUUCUAAUGUAUAGGCUUUUGGCAAUAAUCACUGAAUUACCUACUAAUAUUUGUCACUUCUGGCCACACGGGGGCGACAUUAACCAGUUAAAUAUAAUUUGUCAUGCUGUGAAUGUGGACAAAAAUAAGAAAAAAAAAAACCAUUUCUAGUCUUAUUUAUUUCAUCUUUUUUUCUCUCCUGAAAAGAAACCACGUAGCGUUUUUAUUUUCAGUGUAAAUAAUUUAUCUCACCUCAAAAUGGCUUCACUGCAAUACCUUUUUUUUUCUUUUUUUUUUUUUGUAUUUUGUUAAGACGUAGAGAUGACGAGGAGUCUGUGUAAUUGCCCACAUGGUUGAAGGGUCACAUGCCUCAAUUAAAGUCUGUCAACUAG